CCGGGUCAGAGAGCACCUGAGGAGUGGAGAGACACCGAGCUCUGACGGAGCUGUCCGGCUUGAGUCCACCUCUUUUUGUCGAAGGAGACAUGGCCUCUCGUGGGCCCUUCACUGACCCGGGCUGUAGCUCGUCCGAGGAGGACAGCAGCCGUGCGGACAUGUCUGAAGAGGCGCGGAGCGAGGAGAGGAAACCUCCCGCGGUUCGCCGGCAUCACCCGUUCAGCGUGGAGGCGCUCAUGUCCGGGAGGAAGACGGUCAGCCGCGGCGGAGAGCCCACCUGCUGUAAAACGAGCCGGAGUUUGGUGGCAGCUUCGGGGUUAAACUCUGUGUAUCUUUGCCGGGAGACGCGCAGUCCUCCUGGGGAGAGUCGGAGCGGCUUCCCGGCGUCUUCUCCGAUCAAAUGUGAAGCGUCAGAGCCGGAGGACUGCGCUGCUUCGUGGGCUGCUGCCAACACCUUCCCAUCACAACCACGUCACGUCAAUCCUGGCUGUCAGCUGAGGAAGCACAAGACCAACCGAAAGCCCCGCACGCCCUUCACCACGUCCCAGCUGCUGGCUCUGGAGAGGAAGUUCAGGCAGAAGCAGUACCUGUCCAUCGCGGAGCGCGCCGAGUUCUCGUCCUCCCUGACCCUGACGGAGACCCAGGUGAAGAUCUGGUUCCAGAACCGCCGGGCAAAAGCAAAGAGGCUCCAGGAGGCCGAGCUGGAAAAACUCAAGAUGGCAGCUGAUGCCAAGACGGCCGCGGUGGCGGCGACUGCCGCUGCUGGAGCUUUACACCCCGGCUUUACGUUACCACUGUCUCUGGGGACCAUGUCUCUGUAUGGACAGUCAUACUCCACCUAUCACCACCACAGACCUGUUCUACCCAUAUCACCUUUGGGACUGUACACCUCUCCUCUCGGUUAUAGCAUGUACCACUUAUCAUAAAAAAAAAAAAAAAAUUAAAAUGGAGCUACCGUCAUUCUGUUUGAAAAGAAAUGGACACAGGAGAUGUGCGCUUGGCCGUUUUUAAAACUAAUGUUCCAUCACUAUUUCACACAGGAAGUGCAACUUUCAAACCAAAUGAAACCAGUUUGACUCCACGUGUUUACAUCUGCAGGAACUGAUCAGACUGGCACCGAAACAGACUCGAGUGCUCCGAUUCUGAUCGAACUCAGUGCCUUGUGCCGGAAGUGGCCUUAAUAUCAACAUACGUGGAGCUGCUCAGUCCAGAUUAAACGCAUCGCAAGUUUCCGAAAAGUUAGUGCCUUUGAAAUACGGUCGAAGUCAGGCUUGUCUUUUUAUCCUUUGCAGCACAUUUAUACAACAUGGACUUAUUUAUUACUUACUAAAUAUAAUGCUGGAAAGUUUGAAUACCGUAUGUUAUGUAUUUAUGGUAGGUUCUAAAAAUAUGGUACAAAACUGUGGACCGAAUGUGUAUUUAUAUUCUUGAACACCCGCUCGACCGGGGCAACGUGGUUCUAUGCAAUUUAAAUUUUUAUAUUUUUUCACAUUCUUGUUUUGUCUCCUGAAAUGAAAGCUUGUUGCAUACAAAUGACUUUUCUAAAGAAUAAAAAAAAAAGGAAAAUUAAGAGCAGAUAUAUUUAUAUGAA
Messenger RNA from Nematolebias whitei (Rio pearlfish), 1591 nucleotides. RefSeq names its product muscle segment homeobox 2b (gene msx2b). The transcript is spliced from 2 exons. Gene Ontology annotation, cellular component: nucleus. Lineage: Eukaryota; Metazoa; Chordata; Actinopteri; Cyprinodontiformes; Rivulidae. Gene Ontology annotation, biological process: embryonic morphogenesis; regulation of transcription by RNA polymerase II. Bases 90 to 926 code for a protein of 278 amino acids. Gene Ontology annotation, molecular function: RNA polymerase II transcription regulatory region sequence-specific DNA binding; DNA-binding transcription factor activity, RNA polymerase II-specific. The record is from RefSeq and is a predicted model, not a curated record.